Messenger RNA from Cucurbita pepo subsp. pepo (vegetable marrow), 1013 nucleotides. RefSeq lists its product as uncharacterized. The record is from RefSeq and is a predicted model, not a curated record. Lineage: Eukaryota; Viridiplantae; Streptophyta; Magnoliopsida; Cucurbitales; Cucurbitaceae. Gene Ontology annotation, cellular component: mitochondrial intermembrane space.
AUUAUUUCAUUAUUUCUAAAGAAAAUGCAAACGAGACCUGAAAAUGGAAGCUUUGGGGAUUGGAUUACCCAUUACAGUUCGAUGUCUCCGUCUUCAGCUGCAAUGGCGAUGGGCAAUUUCGUCAGAAAACUACACCUCUAUUUAACCACACCUCGGUCCUAUGGAAAUGGUCUUUCCUCUUCCUGAAGCUCUGAUUUGCCGAAAAUUUUCUAUAUUUUUCUGUGAGUUUCUAUUUUGAGAUUGAGAUCUUGACCUAUCGGAACCGCCUUCUUCCGCCGCCUGCGAACCCCGUCUUCUUUCAUCUCUCAGGAUAUCUGAGAAUAGUGUGAUGGUUAAAGCAUACGCUCAGGAGUACACGUACGAGCACCCGUGGGAACGGGUAACUUCUGCAUCUUGGCGUAAAUUUGUGGACUCUGAAAACAGGCGUACGUUGUCCCAUAUUCUUGAAGUCGACACCUUAAACAGAAAGGUUGACAUUGAAUCUGGGAAGCUAUAUACAACCCGUGCUAUUACGAUCCAUGCGCCUGGACCAUGGUUUGUUCGUAAAAUUGUUGGUCAAGAUACCUGCCAUUGUGUCGAAUCCACGGUUGUAGAUGCUCGGUCACGCUCGAUGCAACUGACCACUCAGAAUAUUAGCUUUCAGAAGUUCAUAGAAGUGGUGGAGAAGAUUAGAUAUGAACCUCACCCUGAUAAUCCGAACGGAUGGACAAUGUGCAGACAGGAGACGAGUAUUCGUAUCAAGCCGUUGUCAGCGUUGGCGUCGAUGGCCGAAAAAGUGGAGCAACGGUGUGCUGAGAGGUUCAUGCAAAACAGUGUUAAGGGUAGAGAAGUGAUGGAGAGAAUUUGUAAGUAUCUUGAAGCUGGAUCUAGCGGACUCACUGUCUAACUUUUGCUUCCUCUCAUUGAUUAUGUACCGGUUCUUCAAAGGGGUCAGUGAGAUCAUGGUCUGUUUUCCAAGCUGUUUUUAACGAAAUAAUUCUCAUGGAGAAACGUGUUUACCGGCUUUCCCUUAA